Gadus chalcogrammus (walleye pollock) is the source of this 1066-nucleotide messenger RNA. RefSeq lists its product as uncharacterized. Gene Ontology annotation, molecular function: protein binding. Lineage: Eukaryota; Metazoa; Chordata; Actinopteri; Gadiformes; Gadidae. The transcript has 6 exons. Bases 33 to 569 code for a protein of 178 amino acids. The record is from RefSeq and is a predicted model, not a curated record. Gene Ontology annotation, biological process: signal transduction.
AUUAUGCCUUCGAAUUCAUCACUGAAGGAACAAUGCUGAAGGGCUUCUUUGUAGCCACCUUCGAUCAGCCUCCCCCUUUCGAAUUGUUUCUCAUGGACCCAGACAUUAACCAGGAAUUAUGGACUGCUAGAAUCACAAAAGGGGACUGGGCGGACAAGGAGGAACCAAAGCCAAGGAAAAUAACGGAAGUGCAGAGCUCAUGCCAAAAAAAGAAGGCCCGUUUGGAAGUGAUGCCGAAUAACAUUCCUUUGUUGCCAGAAACAAACCGAGGUCAGGCUCUGUCCGGUAAGCAGCUCCUGCAGGUGGCCGAAACGCUGGGACAGGAGUGGAGGCGGGUGGGCGUCUACUUGGACCUGAGCACCACAGAUCUGGACGACAUCAAGGCAGAGGAAGCGGAUGUGACCAUGCAAAAACUGAAGAUGUUGGAGCUGUGGAAGCGCCGAACACCAAGCGAGGCCACAGCACAGGACCUGCUGAGAGGUCUGGAGGACCUGAAGGACCUACCUGUCGAGACCCGUCAGUUAUUGAGAGACUGGAUAAAUGGUACCCUGACACAACCAGGUCGCUAAGCAAAUGCGUAACAGUGUGUUUUAUUUUUCUUUGGCUCAAAAACAAAGAAGCAGUAGCCUGACUGCUAUGUUCAAGGCAGUAUGUUUUUUAUGUUCAUCGUUUAAUUGCACUAUAAGCUUUUAUUUUGUUUCGUCCUGUUUUGAUCAGUAUAUGCCAAUGUUGUUAUCAAUAAAAAAACAUUUUCACAAGGCAAGCCGAUGCACUUCUCCAUGGUGAUAAGAGCAUUAAAAUGAGAACAAUUAAUGGGACGAAGAAAUCAAGGGAUAUUUAGCAUAGAAAAAAGAAUUGCGACUAAUCAUAAGUUAACUAUGACAAUAAUGUGAUUAAUCACGAUUAAAUAUUUUAAUCGCUUGACAGCACUAAAGCUGUUGGGUCAACAAUGAAAAUUCAGUAGAUUCAUGUGUAAUGUUAUUCAUGGCACCUGAAAAAAUAGGUGUAUGAUGUCAGAACAUUUGAAUAAACAUAGUAUAUAUGCGCUUCGAAAUUCCUCCUGCUA